Messenger RNA from Debaryomyces fabryi, 2703 nucleotides. RefSeq names its product glycogen phosphorylase (gene GPH1). Bases 1 to 2703 code for a protein of 900 amino acids. Gene Ontology annotation, cellular component: cytoplasm. The record is from RefSeq and is a predicted model, not a curated record. Gene Ontology annotation, biological process: glycogen catabolic process. NCBI's taxonomy places the organism in Eukaryota, Fungi, Ascomycota, Pichiomycetes, Serinales, Debaryomycetaceae. The transcript has a single exon. Gene Ontology annotation, molecular function: glycogen phosphorylase activity; pyridoxal phosphate binding.
AUGAGUGACUACUUGACUCCUUCUGAUCUACCACAGCCAAAAUUAAGCAGAACAAAUACCGGGUUCACUCCCAAUCAGAUUAUCGCUCUUGAUACAUCGAUCCCUGAGUCUUCGAAGCAGAUUUGGAAAAAGCACACCCACUUAAAGCCAUUUGACUUCAAGGAGAAGAGGAUUAAGGAUGAGGACUCGAAGAAGAGUACACCAUUGAAUGAUAAGGAAAAGUUUGAGCUGGAAUUUAUUAGACAUGUUGAAAUCACGUUAGCCAGAAAUAUGUACAACUGUGAUAAUUUAGGUGCGUACCAGGCAGCUUCAAACACAAUCAGGGAUGCGUUGCUUAUUGAUUGGGCUAACACACAACAAAAGCAAACUAUUCACGAUGAUAAGAGGGUAUAUUACUUAUCGUUAGAGUUUUUAAUGGGUAGGGCCAUGGACAAUGCUUUGAUCAACUUGAAAAGUAGAGAACACACGAAGGGUGCAUUGCACGAAUUAGGAUUCAAUUUGGAAGAUGUAUUGGACCAAGAACCUGAUGCUGCAUUGGGUAAUGGUGGUUUAGGUAGAUUAGCUGCAUGCUUUGUUGAUUCCUUGUCGUCCAAAAAUUACUCUGGAUGGGGUUACGGGUUGAAUUACCAGUACGGUAUAUUUCAACAAAAAAUCAUUGAUGGCUAUCAAGUUGAACAACCAGACUAUUGGUUAGAAUAUACAAAUCCUUGGGAAAUCAACAGAAGCGAAAUUCAGAUCCCUGUUGAUUUCUUUGGUUAUGUAUACGAAUCUUACGAUACCAAUACGGGGAAGCCAAAGAAAAUUUGGACUGGUGGAGAACGUGUGUUAGCUGUCCCUGCUGAUUAUCCAAUCCCUGGUUUCAAUACUGAAAACACAAAUAAUUUGAGAUUAUGGAAUGCAAAGCCUACCAACGAAUUUGAUUUCAACAAGUUCAAUUCCGGUGAUUAUCAACAGUCUGUAGCUGCUCAACAAAAGGCCGAAUCAAUUACUUCCGUAUUAUAUCCAAAUGAUAAUUUCAUGCAUGGUAAAGAGUUAAGAUUGAAACAACAAUAUUUUUGGGUGGCAGCUUCAUUACAUGACAUAGUCCGUCGUUUCAAGAAGAAUCACAAGGACAACUGGAAGAAGUUCCCUAAUCAGGUUGCAAUUCAAUUGAACGACACGCAUCCAACGUUAGCUAUAGUUGAAUUACAAAGAAUAUUGGUUGAUUUAGAAGAAUUACCAUGGGAUGACGCUUGGUCGAUUGUGACAAAGGUCUUUGCUUACACGAAUCACACUGUUAUGACUGAAGCGUUAGAGAAAUGGCCGGUAGAAUUGGUAAGCAGAUUAUUACCACGUCAUUUAGAGAUCAUUUACGAUAUCAAUUUCUUUUUCUUAAAAGCUGUCGAAAGUAAAUUCCCAAGUGAUCGUGAUUUACUUAGAAGAGUAUCAAUUAUUGAAGAAGAUAACGGUAAGGCUAUUAGAAUGGCAUACUUAGCUAUAAUUGGUUCACAUAAAGUGAACGGUGUUGCAGAAUUGCAUUCAGAAUUAAUCAAAACCACCAUUUUUAAAGACUUUGUAAAAAUAUUUGGUGAAGAUAAGUUUACCAAUGUUACAAAUGGUAUCACACCAAGAAGAUGGUUAAAGCAGGCUAAUCCAAAAUUAGCAGAGUUAAUUAGUGAAACGUUGAAUGAUCCAACCUAUAGCUAUUUAACUAAUUUAGGCAAAUUAAAAGAAUUGGAGCAAUUUGUCGAUGAUGACAAAUUUUUGACCAAAUGGGAUAACAUUAAGUUAAGCAAUAAGGUUAAAUUAGCGGAUUUGGUCAAAGACUUGACAGGAAUAACCAUAGAUCCAACCGUUUUGUUUGAUAUUCAAGUUAAGAGAAUCCAUGAAUACAAAAGACAACAGUUAAACAUAUUUGCAGUGAUUCACAGAUAUUUGCAUAUCAAAGAACUUCUUGCAAAUGGUGUCAGUGUUGAGGAAAUCAAGUUGAAAUACUAUAUUUCUAAGUGCUCAAUUUUUGGCGGCAAAGCUGCACCAGGAUAUUAUAUGGCCAAAACGAUUAUUCAUUUAAUUAACCAGGUCGCUGAUGUUGUGAAUAACGAUGAAGAGAUCGGUAAUUUAUUGAAAGUCGUUUUUAUUCCUGACUAUAAUGUUUCGAAAGCAGAAAUCAUUAUUCCCGCAUCAGAUUUAUCAAAUCAUAUUUCCACCGCAGGUACCGAGGCUUCAGGUACCUCCAAUAUGAAAUUCGCUUUGAAUGGAGGUUUGAUCAUUGGUACCGUUGACGGGGCUAAUGUUGAAAUCACCAGAGAAAUUGGCCAAGAGAAUAUCUUUUUAUUCGGAAAUUUGGCCGAAUCAGUUGACGAAUUAAGACAUAAGAAUGUCUACAAUGGGGUCAAUAUCUCUAAAUCUUUAAAGAAAGUAUUUGAUGCCAUUUUGUCGGGUAAAUUUGGUAACCCUGAUGAAUUUCAUACAUUGAUAGAAAGUAUUAGAGAUCACGGUGACUACUAUCUCGUUUCCGACGAUUUUGAUCUUUUCUUAGAUACUCACAUUAAAUUAGAAAAGGUUUACGGCCACCAUGGUGGUGACGCUAAAGACAUCGAUCAUUUACACGGAUGGGUAAAGAAAUCUGUCUUAAGUGUAGCAAACAUGGGUUUCUUCAGUUCUGAUAGAUGUAUCGAUGAAUAUGCUGAAAACAUUUGGGAAGUAGAACCAUUAAAUUCUUAG